GGGACUCUUAAGUUUAGAGAGAGAAGAAGCAAUGAGUCAGUGCUUUUAGCUGCAGGUAAGUUUCUCUCCUGAUUUGUACACGCGCUUUGGCGCAGUCGUCGCUGGCCUAUGGCCUUCCUAAGCAAACCCAACUUAUGACUUAACCAACCCAAGGUACGUCGAAUUUAUACAAUCUCAAGAGUCUCCCACCCACCUUUUUAUUUCUCUUUAAACGACGCCUUUACUUUUCAACCUCCAUAUUUCAUACCCCAAAUAAAAAGACAACAAAGCCCUCUCCUCUCUCUCUCUCUCUCUCUCUCUCUCUCUCUAAACUCUCAGUUGUUGUUUCUCUCCGGCUGAGUUCUCCUCCAUGGCCGACCUGUGGGGACAGAGCUUUCACCGCGUCGGAACCUACCCAUCAAUCAGCAGAAGCACCUCAUUGGCUAGCAGUACUAGCAAUGGAUCCUACUACAACAGCUUCAUGGAGCAGGGAAGCAGCAACUACACGUUGAUGGAGAAGAGGCAGCUUUUUCUCAGAAGCUACCAGUUCAGCAGGAAGAAGAGCCUGACGGAGAGGAUAAAAGGGUCUUUUUACAAAGUCAAGAGGGUCAUAUGGCUGCGGCUGAGGUCGGCGAGGAAGCUCCGGAAGUUGGUUUGUUUCAGGCUCAGAUAUGGCGUUUCCUACCGGAGAAGAAGACUCUUCCGUCUGCUGAAUAAUUACCAUCAUGCCCGCAAAUGCGAUAACUCCUACUGCUUCUGGUAGGGAGUACCAGUACUCACUCAUGUCAAUUUCUAACUCUUCUUUUAUCUCCCUUUGUUUUUGGGGAGCGGUUUUCUCGCACUCUUUUUUUUAACCAUUUGCGCUCCAAAUUGAAUAUUUUACAUAUCUUUUCUACACCAACGGGUGCAGAAUGAGCGCAGGAGGUUAAAACAAGAAUGUUAAAAUUACGAUGGUUAUUUUUUUUUUUUUUGUAUUUAUGCAAUUUCUAAGAAAAAAGUGGUGCUUGAACUUGAAAAGUAUUAGAAUUAUGCCAGUAGAUUCACACCACAAUUUGAUGUUGUUUCCAGGAGUUAAAGAACCAGUUAUAUACAUGAUGAAGCCUCUUUCUAAU
This is a messenger RNA of Pyrus x bretschneideri (Chinese white pear), 1091 nucleotides long. RefSeq lists its product as uncharacterized. Bases 350 to 742 code for a protein of 130 amino acids. The transcript has a single exon. Lineage: Eukaryota; Viridiplantae; Streptophyta; Magnoliopsida; Rosales; Rosaceae. The record is from RefSeq and is a predicted model, not a curated record.